Messenger RNA from Durio zibethinus, 1572 nucleotides. RefSeq names its product light-inducible protein CPRF2-like. Gene Ontology annotation, biological process: regulation of DNA-templated transcription. The record is from RefSeq and is a predicted model, not a curated record. Gene Ontology annotation, molecular function: DNA-binding transcription factor activity. NCBI's taxonomy places the organism in Eukaryota, Viridiplantae, Streptophyta, Magnoliopsida, Malvales, Malvaceae.
ACACACAUCUGAAUCAGCAGACAAAUAAAACGACGAAAGAAACCCCUAACGACCCAACCAAACACAAUGGAUAGGGUUUUCUCCGUCGAAGAAAUCUCCCACCACUUCUGGUCCUCUUCCUCCGCCACCACUACCGUGGAUGACGAUAACAAACCCGGUUCUAAGAUGAACCGUAGUGAUUCAGAGUGGGCUUUUCAGCAGUUUCUUAGAGAAGAAGUUAAUAAGAAAGGUGAAGAUAAAGGAGAAGAAGAAGAAGAAGAAGAAGAAGAAGAAGAAGAGGAGGAGGUGCAGGCUAAGGAGGAGCUGAAGAAGAAGAAGAAUGGGAUGAAGGUGUUGUUUAAUGGGUGUUUAGAGAACAACAAUAAUAAUAAUGCUUCCGUGGAUUUAGAUGAAUACCAGGCUUUUCUUAAGAACAAGCUUAAGUUGGCUUGUGCUGCUGUUGCCAUGUCAAGGGCAUCUUUUGUAAACCCCCAAGACUCUUCUGCUAGAGCCGACAGUGGAUCACAGGAAUCCAAUACUCCACAAUUGGGACCCAAAGCUACUUCUAAAGGAGCUGGUGAUAAGGAUGGUAAUGCAACGGUUGGAAUUCCUUCUUUGCCAAAGGGACAGAAGAAGUCUGGAGCUCAGGUGAGGCCAAGUACAAGUGGAUCAUCGAGAGAACUGUCAGAAGAGGAUGAAGUUGAAGGAGAAAAUGAAACAAUGGAGAACAUGGAUCCUGCUCAUGCAAAACGUGUAAGGAGGAUGCUUUCCAAUAGAGAGUCAGCUAGGCGCUCUAGAAGAAGAAAGCAGGCUCAUUUGACAGAAGUUGAGACACAGGUUGCACAACUAAGAGAUGAAAAAGCAAACUUAUUGAAGCGCCUCAGUGACGUUAGCCAAAAGUACAGUGAAGCAGCUGUUGACAACAGAGUUUUAAAAGCUGAUGUUGAAACAUUGAGAGCAAAGGUAAAAAUGGCUGAAGAGGCUGUCAAAAGAGUCACCGGUUUGAACCAUUUGUUCCAUGCCUCACCUGAAAUAUCAACAAUGGGCAUGUCAUCAUUUGAUGGAAGUCCGUCUGAUACGUCAACAGAUGCUGCUGUUCCUGUGCAAGACGGCCCAAAGCAGCCCUUUUAUCCGACUGCUGCAAACAAUCCUAUAUCCACUCAUAACCUGAGAAUCAACGAUGCACUCACAGAUAUUUCUUCAGUUGAAAACGUACAACCAAAUUCUGGAGGGUCAGCAGUAACAAGAAACAAAAUUGGACGGACAGCUUCUUUGGAGCGAGUGGCUAGCUUGGAGCAUCCGCAAAAGUGCAUCAGCGGGGGUGUAAGCCUCUUUGGGCCCCAGUCUAACAGGGAGCAACAGUAGCAAGGCACACAAGCGCAGUUUAAAGAGAGUUUUUACUGAAGAAUGCCUUGGAACGACCGAGCUGUACUAUAUUUCUGCUUUAACUUGUCGAAACAAUGUAGUUCUUUAUGUUAAUUAUGUAGUAAUGGCAACUGCUAGAUUUAACCUUUCAAUUAAUCAUGUGACAUAUGUUCGAAAGAUUGGCUAAUCAAUACAGUGGUCGAUUUUACCAUGGCCAUUUCCGUUGCA